UUUCGAUGUGUCAAGUUUUAAUUUAAGGAUUAAAAUGUGAAAUAGAUUUAGCCACUACAAUUAUGAAAUGCGCUGUAUCAGGAAAUGUAAGAAAAAAAGAAGGUUUUGCUGGAGUUGUCCAUUGAGUAGAGUAGACGGCCUGACCUUGUGGCUUUCAGUGUGCGAUUGAGUAUGAGUGUGUAGAUGGAGUGUGAACAGGGAGCAGCGGUGGAGAUGGAUGUGGGCGAGGAGUUUGUGGCCAGAUGCAAACAGCAGUUGCAGCAGCGGGCAACUCCGGAAGAGCAGUGGGAGGGGGAAGGGGAGGCACCAGUGGUGGUGGCCAUUGGGGUGCUGGUGGACUUCCUCUCUUCAAUCAGACACUCAGUGACCACAGUGGCUGAAGUGUUGCGACUUCUCAAGGCCGCCAUUCAAGACAUGGUCACACGUAGCAACAGAAAUAGAAGCAGUCACACCAAUGUUGCUCUGGAGAGUGGCUGCGAAAUAUUCAACUGGUA
Messenger RNA from Symsagittifera roscoffensis, 494 nucleotides. RefSeq lists its product as uncharacterized. Lineage: Eukaryota; Metazoa; Xenacoelomorpha; Acoela; Convolutidae. The record is from RefSeq and is a predicted model, not a curated record.